AGAUCGCACAGUUAACGUUCGUCUUCGGGACCGAUCAGAAGCAAUAAAACUCGCGGCUCACGGGAAAGUUGGCAGGUGCGUGUCGUUGGCGCUUUUUUUGGUGUGUGAGUAGUUUUUUUUUUCUCUCCAUCGUCCUACUUCUACUUCCUGAAAGUUGCGGCCCCUAACCCCGAUAGCCGUUUGCUAGCACAAGCUGUUGGUGGUGAAUUUAACUCCAGGCGGACAAGUUGAAGUGAAAAAAAAAAGUGAAGAGAGCUUUCAUCCCGCCUUCAGAAUCAGUGAAACGGAACGUCAACGACUCGACUCAACGGCGGACGUUUGCCUCCUUCAAGCUUUCGUUAUAGUGUACAGAGACGUAGGGGUCGCAAAACAGCCAGAAGCCUCACGAGUCACGAAGACUGAACGGCCCAAUAAAAAGUGAUAAUGCAGAUCUUCGUGCAGAUUCCGUCGUUGCAGAUAUGCGGAUAAUCUGAUUAUACACUUCGGGCCAGCUUGCUGAGCCAGUAGGCAGUAUCUCUAGAGCCUCCUUCCUUCAAAUUGCUCUACAACAGAAUGAUGAUGCUUUCCUCGAUCGGCGGCGGCUUCAAGUGGCGUUGUUGUUGUUUUUCCCGAGAGUCAACUUUAAAUUCAACAUUCCGAGCAGAAUCGAAUCAAACCGGAACCGGAAACGGAUCGGCUUCGUGGUGGGGCUAAUGUGUGGGGUGGGGUUUGCUGUUUCCAGAUGGUGCCUCUGCCUUUCUUUCGAUGACGGUGCGGCUGGCUUUCUGUACAAGUAGCAGAAGAAUGAGAAAAACCAACACCGGAAGAGUAAUGAAAAAGUAAUUGAUGUGCCAUCGUUUGGCUGAGGCCACUCCAGUGUAAAUUCAAAAGGCAAGCGUUCCGGUGAAAAGUGACGAAUUAAGCUGAAAUAAAGUUGCGUUGUGUGAGUGUUUUGGGUUGAAAAUGCGAAUGAAGUAUGGAAAAUUGUUAAUCGUUUUUAUGAUUUGCUUCAAUUUGGUAGUAUUUUAUUACUCGUGGAGGUAUAUUUUGGCUAAUACCAGCUUUUUGGGGGAUAGUUUUGGUGCUAGCGAUCAAGGUGAUUUCGAUGAGCAGCAUGGGUACAGUUUAGGGGAACGAGGGUUAAGUUCAGAGGCCAUGAGGCUAAGUGUUUUACGAGACCGUGGAAGACCCACGAGACAAACAAAAUUGAGCAGAAUCCAGGAACGCAUCGAAAACACCAACAAGUUCCUAAGAAAAAGCAUAACAGUGAUAUUUCGUGAUUUCUACGAUUUCGAUAACGACCUGAUGCAGUCAAUUGCAAGUGUUACCAAUCUCAUUCCCAACAUCCAAGUGUUUGUGAUAUCGCCGGAGAUUCCGUACCCUCCAUUGGAUGUUUUCCUCAGCACGAGCCAGACAUCAAAUCAAACCAGCUGGUUCGAGAAGGAUAGCAACGUGAGAUUUUUCAGCCUCAGCUACGAUGUUACGAAAUCUCUGCAGGACACGCUUCCCAUCCUCCAGAUCAAAACCAAAUACACGCUUUUCCUGCCGGAUAGUGUCCGACUGAAUGGCCGAGCACUUCUCACCAGGAUCCUGAAGGAAAUCACCUCCCCCUCUCAGAACGAUCUGCUUCUGCAUCAGCACCAAAAUCUGCUGCUGAAACAGAACAACCAGGCUCCGCUUCCAAAUCUUCCCCCCAUAGACCCCAACGCCGAACCCCAGCGCAAAAUCCUGGCCAUUCCGUUUGCAUCGAAUCAGAAAUCCAUUGCCAAUUGCUGUCAUCUGCAGCUGGAUCUACCGAACUGGACCCUGGAGUACGUGACUGGCAAUGAAACAGACAACUGCGACAUGUACAAGCAGAAGCACGCCAUCCUGGUCGAGACCGAGUUGCUGCGGGAAAUGGCCGAUGCACUUUCCGACCCGUUUCCGGAACUCUUCUACAUCCAGUCGAAGCUGGCCAACGUGAAGAAGGUCCUGCUGAACGCAUCGUUCCAGGAUGGCAAAAAGCUGUUCACCUCGUACCACACCAAAACCAAGCGGAGGAACGCGCGCAAGGAGCAAUUCAAGACCCUGUACCGAAAGCUGCAGAUCAAAAAAGUCGUUCGCAAAAACUAUCUCUACGACAAGUCGAAGCUCGGCAAGCGGAAAUUGAUCAAGAGCUUCGAGCACAACAACCAGACCAUUUCGCUGCUGACGGAAAUUACUUUCUACGGGUGCGAGAAGCAAACCAAGAGCUGCAUCGGUCAGGUCUACAACUCCCAGCCGUUUUACGUCUAUUUGGGCCGACACACUCCACCCUGCUGCUUGGACAAGCUGAAGGCCAUCUUCCGACACGUGGUGGACGAAUUCGAGAACGUUGGUAUCCGGUACUGGUUGGACAAUUACGCGCUGAAGAAUGCCAUCGAGUUGAAGUCACUUUCGCCGGACGCCUACGAGAUCGAUCUGAGCUUCAACAGCGAUGACAUCCAGCGGUCGGUGGCCAUGAAGAAGGCUCUCACACGUCCAUUCACCGAUGGCGAUGGAUUUCAUUGGCUGAAGGCCACCGAUGGCCACUACUUCCGGGUGCAGUACUCGAAGGUCAAUCAAAUUGCGGUCAACCUGCUGCCAUUCGAUCUGAGUGGGGAAUCUGUAAGGCCGAAUGGGUUCUACGGGUGGAAGGCCAAAAAGUUUUCGGUCGAGUUUUUGCAUCCCAUGUCGACGGUUUUGUUCCUCGGCAAACCGGUCAUGUGUCCGAACAACGUGAUGGAAUAUUUGGAAACUAAAAGUAUCAAAUAGGAAGUGUGGGUGGGAGAUAAAAAAUUGUUAUGUUCUGUGAUAGGAUUUAGAGCGAGGAAUGUUGUGGAAGGACCGGAUAAACUUUAUAUUGGAAGCACUUCCGGGGAAUGGGUCAAAAGUGUACAUAAAGGUUAGUUAGCGCUAGUCUUUUAGUAGGAAUAUUUGUAGAACACUGUGAUGCUUUUAUGUGGGUAGCUGGACAAGCUUGUACCAUUUUGUAUUAACUUCUGAACUUUUAUUUUGCUCGGAGGGCUUAUGAAAAUCGUUGUUUUUUGCGUUACUUGAUUUUACUGUUCAACAUUUCCAGAAAGUUUGUCAGCCAGCAUUUGAUAUCUUUGAUUGUUUUGAAGCUAUUGAAUCCGGUCAGUUUAUUUGUUUCUUCAUUGGUUGCAUCGUUUUUUUCAGAGAAAAACCUCAGAAUAGAACAUAAACAGUAUAAAUUAAGGAAAACAGAACACAGAACAUUAGUUUCAAAAACUUCCCCCUAAGCACCCCUUAACCUACCCCUAACAAAACACUCUAAAGUAGGUACGUUUAAAUGAAACACAAAUUUUCCCCUGGUACAAUGUCUACAAAAUAAAUAAUUUAUUGCUUCCUACUAAGGGUAUUCUACACUGAAAAA
Messenger RNA from Uranotaenia lowii, 3373 nucleotides. RefSeq names its product ribitol 5-phosphate transferase FKRP. Gene Ontology annotation, cellular component: Golgi apparatus. The transcript is spliced from 5 exons. Gene Ontology annotation, biological process: protein O-linked glycosylation via mannose. NCBI's taxonomy places the organism in Eukaryota, Metazoa, Arthropoda, Insecta, Diptera, Culicidae. The coding region runs from base 943 to 2751 and encodes 602 amino acids. The record is from RefSeq and is a predicted model, not a curated record.